AAUUUAACAACAUUUUAUAUUAAUUUAUUAAAGUCAUUUCGAAAACUUCUUUUUUUUCCUUUUUGAUACAAAACAAUCUCAUGGUCAUUGAUAAAAGGAAUUAAUUAAUAUCGAUAAAACUACUACUACUACUGUUACUACUACUACUACUACUACUACUACUAAUAAUAAUAAUAAUAAUAAUAGUAAUCUUGAAUGCAUUCAUUUAAGAAGAAGGCAAUUAUAUUACUGUAACUGUUCAUCUACUUUAUUCUAUGAUGAAUACAACUUUCUACAAUUCAUGUAAGAAAAAAAUAAACAGUACACAAUGUAUACAGCUUUGAAGGCAGAAAAAUGUUAUUGAAAUAAAUAGUUCCCAGAAGAAUUUGAUUAAAAAAAAAUUAAAAAAAAUAAUUAAGAAUAACAACUGAAUCAUUUAGACAGAGAUCAAUUUUAUUGAAUUACAGUUCAUUUAUAUAUUACAUAACACAUUCUUAUUAUUAUUAUUAUUAUUAUUGAUACUUGUUAUUACUUAUUAUUUCAUUACAUAAUAGCAAUAUUAUUUUAACUUUAACAGUUCAUAAUCAAAAAGUAAAUCAUGUUGAAUGAAUUUGGCAAAUAGUCUAAUUCGUCAAUACCAUUUCGAAAUUUUCUCUUAAUUAAAAGAACUUGUGAACAAUGCCAGAACAGCCAACAGAUUAUCGUGUAGCUGUAUAUGGUUCAGGAGGAGUUGGUAAAACAUCACUUGUACUUCGAUUUGUACGUGGAACAUUCCGUGAGACAUAUAUUCCAACCAUAGAAGAUACAUAUAGACAGGUAAUCAGCUGUAAUCGGCAAGUAUGCACAUUACAAAUUACUGAUACUACUGGCAGUCAUCAAUUUCCAGCUAUGCAACGAUUGAGUAUUAAUAAAGCACAUGCAUUCAUCCUUGUAUAUUCCAUAACUAACAAAGCUUCAUUUGAUGAAUUACAACCAUUGUAUACUGAAUUAGCAUUAAUUAAAAUGGAUGAAUUACCAAAAAUACCAAUUAUGCUUGUUGGUAAUAAAAUCGAUGAAAAUGAUAAUCGAGAAGUUAGUCCAGCACAUGGUAAAGCAUUAGCACAAAAAUGGAAAUGUGGUUUUAUGGAAACAUCAGCUAAAUCAAAUUUAAAUGUGAAAGAAGUUUUUCAAGAAUUAUUAAAAAUGGAAACACGACGUAAUAUGACAUUAGUAGGUGAAAUAAAAUCACAUUCACGUUUUGUAUCAUUUUUUAAACGUCGUUCAAAUGAUACACAUACUAAUAAUACAAUUGGUGUUGUAAACACUGGUAUUAAUAAUACUAAUGGUACAAAUUUUAAUAAUUCUACAUCAAUUGUUGAUGUAUUAGAUAUGCCUAGACAAAUAAAUACAAUACAAGAACAAUCUAUUGCUAGUACAUCAAAAGAGACUAAAACUUCAUCAAAAUUAAAACGAUUUUUAAGCAUUAAAACUUAUUCUGAAUCAAUGGGAACAAUGAAAAAAGAUAAGAAUGAUGAUAUUGCAUAAACUUCAUUAUUUGUAUCGAAUCAUAAUGAUGCCUAUUCUGUAAAAAAUAAUUAUUUUCUACGCUUAAAGUUAUAGAUUAUUUAUUCAUUUAUAAAAAAAAACUACUUUAAAAGAAAAUUUGUUCCUUGUUUUAGAUUUGGUUAAAUAAAAUCAUUAUUUAAUAUAUUCAAAUUAUAUAUGAUGGUCGGUAUUCAAUAGAAUCCUUAAACUUCGUAUACAAUUCGUCUUGAUAGCCAUCACUAGAUAACGCCUCAACGGUAUAUUAAUUAGGAGGCGAAUACAAAGUGUUGAUUACGUUUAUUAUGGGACCACAGAUAGAUAUGCAAAAUUAUAGGUAUGUUAAGCAAACAUGAAAGAGUAGUGCCAAAAAGCAAUCAGGCAAGAGAGCGUGUCAGUGAGUUGGCGCAUACGAGUACGAGUAAGCGAGUACAAAUAAGUGAGUGCAAUGAACAUAAAUAAAAUGGACAUAUAUAUACAUAGUGAAAUGAAUGAAUCAUCGUAUCAAUUAAGCGACUAAUAGUAAGGCUAGCAGGCUGAAUAUAUGCGUAGGUAGUAAGCAAUGCUCAAGCAUACAUAAUAUUCUAAAUGUUACUGUGUUGUGUGCUACUUAUAUUGACAUAAGUAAUAUAUGAUUUUACUUGUGAAGAGAAGGUCUAGCAGCAGAGAGACAAGAGGAUCAAACAGUAAAGAAUGGAAACAAAAUGCAAUUUGUAUGAAAAUGCAAGAACAAUGAAGCCUGAG
This is a messenger RNA of Schistosoma haematobium, 2244 nucleotides long. It is a transcript of the gene DIRAS2, whose product is annotated as GTP-binding protein Di-Ras2. Gene Ontology annotation, molecular function: GTP binding; GDP binding; GTPase activity. The transcript is spliced from 3 exons. Gene Ontology annotation, cellular component: plasma membrane. The coding region runs from base 658 to 1503 and encodes 281 amino acids. The record is from RefSeq and is a predicted model, not a curated record. Gene Ontology annotation, biological process: signal transduction. Lineage: Eukaryota; Metazoa; Platyhelminthes; Trematoda; Strigeidida; Schistosomatidae.